CUAGUGUGUUACAGUCGCUAGCUGCUGGCCGGACCUGGAGGGUCGCGUCGACGGCGUGAGGCUGCCCCAAGCCAAGGAGGGCCGCCGUACGAUGAUCCUCACGCAGUGCGCCGCCUGCGCUACCAACCUUGGGCUGACCUUGGGUAAGAAAUGCGGCCGCUGCAGUACACGCUACUGUGGGCCCGAAUGCCAGAAACAGCACUGGGAAGAGGGCGGCCACGACCAGCUCUGCAAACCGACAAAAAAGGCGGGCGGCGCAGAACAAUAUAAUGCCAAUACGAGAUACACGGAGGCUGUCGCGGCCGCAGUCCAGAAAUGCGCCGAGGACACGAAGGGCCAGACUUGCUACAUCUGCACGCAGGCCCUCCAUUGGAAAACAAAGGAGGGCCUCGUGCGCAUGUGUGCGUGCCGCGGGACGGCGGGCUUCGCGCAUGUGUCGUGCCUCGCGGAACAGGCGAAGAUUUUGUGGGCCGAGGUCGAGGAGAACAAUUUGGGCGCUAAGGCGAGGAAGGAGAGGUGGGCGCGGUGGUACUCGUGCGGCUUGUGCGAGCAACAGUACCACGGCGUCGUGGAUUGUGCGCUCGGCUGGGCGUGCUGGAAGACGUACGUGGGGCGGCCGGAGAGGGACUCGCCUCGGAUGAAUGCGAUAAGGCAGCUUUCGAACGGUUUAGGCGCAGCAGGUCACCACAAGGACGCGUUGUCCGUGCAAGAGACCCAGUUUUCUAUAGAGCGGCGCCUCGGCGCACCAGAAGCGGCUUUGCUCAAUACGCAGGAGAAUCUUGCGGGCACGUAUGGAGAGCUGGGGCGGCAUGAGCAGGCCCUGCUUAUGCAGCGAGGCGUAUACUCUGGACGCAUGAAGUUAUAUGGCGAGGAACAUGCGAACACAUUAUUGGCAGCCACCAACUUGGCGAUGUCUCUUCUUGGUCUCCAGCGCUUCGAAGAAGUUAAGGCUCUGUUGCGCAAAACGAUGCCCAUAGCGCGGCGCGUUCUCGGCGAGAAUAGUUUUGACAUGCUCACAAUGAGGAGGCUUUACGCGCGGGCGCUCUGCACCGCCGACACCACGCUCGACGAUACCCGCGAGGCCGUCAAUACGCUGGAGGACACGGAACGGACCGCGCGGCGCGUGUACGGUGGCGCGCACCCGCUCACAGGAGCGCUUGAGGAGCAAUUGCAAGUGUCCCGAGCCGUGCUCCACGCCCGCGAAGGGAUGCGCCAGCCGACGUGACCGAGGCAUAAAUAAAAAGACAAAAAC
Messenger RNA from Pelagomonas calceolata, 1252 nucleotides. The record is from the annotation of a GenBank genome assembly. NCBI's taxonomy places the organism in Eukaryota, Pelagophyceae, Pelagomonadales, Pelagomonadaceae.